AUGCCCACCGUGGACGAUGUCUUAGAGCAGGUUGGGGAGUUUGGCUGGUACCAGAAGCGAGUCUUCCUCACACUAUGCCUCACCUCGGCGGCCUUAGCCCCCACCUACCUGGGCAUCGUCUUCUUGGGCUUCAGCCCCCCCCACCACUGCCGGAGCCCCGGGGUGUCUGAGCUGAGCCAGCGAUGCGGCUGGAGCCCAGCGGAGGAGCUAAACUAUACCGUGCCAGGUCUGGGGGCUGCGGAUGAGGCCUUCCUCCGCCAGUGCAUGCAGUAUGAGGUGGAUUGGAAUCAGAGCACCCUCGGCUGCGUGGACCCUCUGGCCAGCCUGGCUGCCAACAGGAGCCACCUGCCACUUGUCCCCUGUCAGCAUGGCUGGGUGUACGACACUCCUGGCUCCUCCAUCGUCACUGAGUUUAACCUGGUGUGUGCCAACGCCUGGAAGGUGGACCUCUUUCAGUCCUGCGUGAACCUGGGCUUCUUCCUUGGGUCCCUGGGCAUCGGCUACAUCGCAGACAGGUUUGGCCGUAAGCUGUGUCUCCUGGCGACCUCGCUGGUCAUGGCCGUGUCCGGUGUGCUGACAGCCGUGUCCCCAGACUACACGUCCAUGCUGCUCUUUCGCCUGCUGCAGGGGAUGGUCAGCAAGGGCACCUGGAUGUCUGGCUACACCCUGAUCACAGAGUGUGUCGGCUCAGGCUACAGAAGGACAGUGGCGAUCCUGUACCAGAUGGCCUUCACCGUGGGGCUGUUGGGGCUCUCUUGGCUGGCCUAUGCCAUUCCCCACUGGCGCUGGCUCCAGCUGGCCGUGUCCCUGCCCACCUUCUUCUUCCUGCUCUACUACUGGUGUGUGCCGGAGUCGCCCCGAUGGCUGCUGUCACAGAAGAGAAACACUCAAGCAAUAAAGAUAAUGAACCACAUCGCCCGGAAGAAUGGGAAAUCGCCUCCUGCUGACCUACAGAUCCUCUCUCUGGAAGAGGACGACACCGAAAAGCAGAGCCCUUCCAUUAUAGACCUGUUCCGCACGCCCAACCUGAGGAAGCACACCUGCAUCCUGAUGUACAUAUGGUUCUCCUGCGCUGUGGUCUACCAGGGCCUGGUCAUGCACAUGGGGGCCACCAGCAGGAACCUCUACCUAGACUUCUUCUUCUCCGCGCUGGUUGAACUCCCUGCGGCUCUCAUCAUCCUCGUCACCAUUGACCGUGCUGGCCGCAUCUACCCGUUAGCCUUGUCCAGUCUGGUGGCCGGGGCAGCCUGCUUGGUCAUGCUGUUUAUCUCACAAGACCAGCACUGGCUGAAUAUCGUGGUGGCUUGCCUGGGCCGAAUGGGGAUCACCAUUGUGCUGCAGAUGAUCUGUCUGGUCAACACGGAGCUGUACCCCACCUUCAUCAGGAACCUUGGGGUGAUGGUGUGCUCCGCCCUGUGUGACGUGGGUGGGAUCUUCACCCCCUUCAUGGUCUUCAGGCUGAUGGAGAUUUGGCAAGCCCUGCCCCUUGUUCUGUUUGGGGUGUUGGGCCUGACGGCCGGAGGCGUGACGCUGCUUCUUCCUGAGACCAAGGGCGUUGCUUUGCCUGAGACCAUCCAAGAUGCUGAGAACCUCCAGAGGAAAGCGAAGCCCAAAGAAAACACAAUUUACCUUCAGGUCCAAGCGUCGGAACUCAAGGGCACCUGA
Molecule: messenger RNA, 1665 nt
Organism: Marmota flaviventris (yellow-bellied marmot)
Lineage: Eukaryota; Metazoa; Chordata; Mammalia; Rodentia; Sciuridae
Product: solute carrier family 22 member 1-like
Biological process (GO): transmembrane transport
Cellular component (GO): membrane
Molecular function (GO): transmembrane transporter activity
Source: RefSeq, a predicted model, not a curated record